AUGUCCGUCUCACCAACGCCAACAGAUGCGACAGAAACCAUUCCCACCAUCGCUCAACAACAGCUCCUCACAAUCAACAUGACUCAUGUCACAAAACUCACUGCAACCAAUUACCUCAUGUGGAAGAUCCAGGUUCAUGCCUUACUUAAUGGCUAUGAUCUGGCUGGCCACGUCGAUGGUUCCCUUGUUGUUCCAGCUGCUACCAUCACCAAUGGUGAUACGGUAUUUGUGAAUCCAGACUACACCAUGUGGAAACGCCAAGAUCAACUGAUUUUCAGUUCCCUCAUAGGGACGAUCUCUCCCUCGCUGCAGCCUCUUCUCUCGCGAGCCACCUCCACCUAUGAAAUCUGGGACACGCUAGCUCUCACCUAUGCUAAGCCUAGAAGAGGGCACAUCAAACAAUUGAAGACUCAACUCAAAAACUGGCGUAAAGAGAGUAAGACCAUUGAUGUUUACCUUCAAGGAAUUACUACUCGCCUAGAUCAACUUGCCAUACUUGGUAGUGCACUUGGUCAUGAAGAUCAAAUAGAUCUCAUACUUGAGGGUCUCUCCGAGGAAUACAAACCUGUAGUUGAUCAGGUUGAAGGAAGAGACACACCGCCAACAAUCACGGAGUUACAUGAGCGACUUCUCAAUCAUGAAGCGAAGCUGCUCUCUGCUGCAGCUGCAAUUGUCCCUCACGUACCCGUCAAUGCCAAUGUCGCUCAACAUCAUCGCAACAACAACAACUACAGAAACCAAAACCAGAAUCGCCACAGAAAUAAUCAAAACCAGUGGCAACAAUCCUCAUCGCCAACUGGGCAAAACCAAUCUCAGCAGCCACGUAGUGACUAUCAAGGUCCACGUCUUACCUUGGUCGUUGUCAGAUUUGUGGUAUUCAAGGACAUGGAGCAAAACGCUGUCCUCAGCUUCCACAUUUUCAAGCCAACAUUUCUCAAAAGCCCAGUCCUUUCACACCGUGGCAACCAAGGGCGAAUUUAG
Molecule: messenger RNA, 981 nt
Organism: Microthlaspi erraticum
Lineage: Eukaryota; Viridiplantae; Streptophyta; Magnoliopsida; Brassicales; Brassicaceae
Source: the annotation of a GenBank genome assembly